GUGUAGUUUCCAACAUGCUCUUGCUCAUUAAGAGUACAUGUUAUUUUUUGACUAGGACGCACGUCCACGUUGUCAUUGAUUGAUUUCGCUUCUGAAUAUCAAAUUUAUAGCACAAACGACUUGGGGUUGGGACUGGGGAGCGCAACAAGAACUACUAGAGAAAGACUACCGUUUCAUUUUUCUUAUUCACUUGUGUAUAAAGAGUAAAACAAAAAGUAAAAAGAGGACUAGAAUUCAUGAGAAGACGUCGAGUUUGCGUGAUCAUCACAUGGAGGCAGACUUUCAAGUAGAGGACCACGCUUUUUGAUCCCAACGACCACGUCGUCCGCAUUUGGUACGAUCGUGGGGAAAUCAUCAAGAUGUGACCGCGAUUUCCGACGAUACGACGUGCAGCGCCAGCCUCGUGUCGUCUAGGAGAAAAUCAGGAAAGGACGACCAGGAACGUUAAAGGAUGGGUUUUGAACAAACAAGAACGUCAUCAGAAGCGAAGCAAACCUCAACGUCUUCCAUACUAUGCUUUCCGACGUCGACGACACCAUCAAAGCAGAACAAGAACCAGUAGUCGUAGUAAUGCACGUCUGCUGUUGUACUCGACCAGUGCUGCAUUUUUCAUAUUACAACGACAGCCUCCUUUUGUUUCAUCAUUGAUUAACAGCCUCGACCUCGUGAAAACACGAUCGCUUUCGCUUCCACAGUUCUUGUAGGCAGAGCCACACCUCCAAGAACAAGGAGAGCCUUAGCUCUCUUCCAGUGCUGUCCGUCGUUUAAACUACGCUUACGACUGCGAUAAAAUGGUUCCUGGAACGCAAGAGAAACCGAUUACCCUGCGCCUGUAUAGGCUGAGGGAACAUACGGAAAGGAGCAAUGACACAGACAACAUGACCUACACUAUGCAAAUUUUCCCCUGGAUGUGCCUUUCAAUGAUCAAGCAUGGUCUUGCGGCGCACCUGAAAUCGUGCUGCAAGUAUGAAAUGCCAGACCCGGAAGCGUUACGUACAAAUUUUGAUUAGUAAGCUGUUGUUGUUGGAGGUUUUGGAUUGUGCGUUGAGAUGAGUGAGUUCAACGCGGACAUGGUGAAGAUUGACACGAAUGAAUAUAUCACACGAAACAUCACAUGAUCAAGAUCAUUCUCUGCUUGGGAAGUAAAUCUGAUACUUGUUGUUCCUCAUACAACUUCGUUGAGUAUUUGACAGAUAUCAUGUGCAUGAUGCUAACGCAAAAAAAAAGAGUUCGAGGCUUCAAUACUUACAUAUGAUGUAUUUAGUGACAAAGUGAUGAUGAAUGGUAUACCUACUUUUGUAGUUACAUACCCAUACGCUGCGUCUGUUUCCUUUUCACGACCAGGUGUCAUCUACAAGGGGGUAGAAUUGAAGGGAAGAGGCAUGGCAUUCGCUCAAGUUUUUGGCCUCGGUACGGAUGUUGUCGUCGCUGACUAUCUAUUGCCGGAGGACGCGCAACCAACUGCUGUGCCCGACUUCCUGAAAGAAAAAGAAGCUGAGGCAGCGCGAGACAAAGACGAGCAACUUCAGCAUCAUGAUAUGAUUGAUGUGGAGGAGGAACAAGACCACCACGUCGAGCAACAAGAUGAUACAGGUUCUCCUUUCAGUAGUGGAUAUCGAGAUAAUGGGGAUGCGCCAUUCAUGCCCUUGAAGCACGAGCAGAGAGAUGGAAAAAAAGCCACAGAGAUUGCAGUAAAUGGAGGAAACAAUGAAAGCGGGCAAGGGUCUAAUACAAGAUUCAAGAAGUCCAAUAUUGCGGUGAAGACAUCGCAUUCGGAUUUGGGUUGCACGCGCAAGAAUCGAGAAACUAGUCAUCGCGCUCGAGCACUGCGACACAAAGAAAUGCGACAGGGGAGAGCAUCGAGGAGCGGGCACGAGGACUAUCAUGCGGACGAGGAUGAAAGCGACAGUGCGUCGACCAGCGAAGCGAGUGACACUGCAGACGAGGACGAAAACGAUGGCUUAACAAGCUGCCAAAGGGAGGCCACCUCGCUCUCCUUGUCUACCUCGCAGAUCAAGUCCCAUAAAGCUAGCUCAACUCCCGCUGGAACUCAAACUCAUGGGGAGACAGCGUCUUCUAUUACGGAAAAAGCUAACUCGAUGAGCUCUUUUCCCUACACGAAUAUGGGUGUCGCAAAUAGACAUCACUUUGCUGGAUCGACCAGUAGCAGCACCAGGGGGAACCAGACCUCGUCAAGGAUCGCACGUCGACUGCAGUUAGAUCCCGAUAUCGAGUUCCAUUUACACCCGAGUACUUCAUCCUCCGCAUCACCCACUGCUGCCCGAAGCUUGUUUUCUGGGAAAAAUAUAUGCAGCAGCAAUUCCGUAUCCGGGUGGUGCAGCCCGUCUGCUGGCGGACGCAAAACUAUAAAGAGUGCCACCUCCUCAUCAUUUGGAGCCCGGAUGAACUCACCAAGCAGAAAAACAAAAAAGGCGCCUCCACUUUCGCGUCGGUCAGUCUGUCCCGGUGCGAUUGCAGCAACAACCGCGCGUCGGCCGUCUGGAAGAGCCGCUGCGACUUCUAGAGCCGCAUCUUCCCGUGUCUGCUUCAAAGCGGACCCGCAGGCCCACCAGGACGACCCUGACGUGAAGAGCUUGAUUGAGCGUGCGGCGGCGGCCUUUUCACACGGUGCGGUGCCGAAAAUCACGGCCGAGGGGACUGGUGGAACGUACAUGAUUUUUGACCCGGAAGAGAACGGAGGACCGACAAAAAGCUCGCGCGGUCGCAUGCUUCUGCCACCAACCGAAGCCAAACCAUUGGGUUUCUUCAAGCCAAAGGACGAGGAGGUUCACGCAGCUUUCAAUCCUAGGGGAGCUGCGUGCGCAAGUGGAGACGCCUGUGCCAGUACUUUUUCGGCUCCCCAGGCAACACCACAGGGAGCUGACUCGGCUGGACGCUCCGGUGCUCCGGGGACGGGCGCGGCGGCCGGCACGUUUGCAACUGCAGCAACUGGUACUAGCGGCACACAGCAGAGUCAGCAGGGACACCUCGGAGGCGGGAACAAGGAUGAAGUCGACGCAGAGAGUUCUCGACCCGGUGUAUACGCCACGCAGCAAGCCUGUCGUGAGGUGGCCGCAUACGUCCUAGAUCGAGGAUGGGCGGGCGUGCCUCCCACAAUCAUGUGCCAGGCCCGUCAUCCGGCUUUCUGCAAUCCGCACGAAGGUGUUAUCUGGAAGCAUGGCAGUUUGCAAAAGCGUGUUGACGCGUCCGAUUGUUUGGGAGACUUCGGCCGAGGUUUGUUCUCGGUGGAGCAGGUGCACAACAUCGGCAUCUUAGACAUUCGUAUUCUGAACAUGGACCGCAAUGAAGGAAAUUGCCUAGUCAAAGAGUCCUUCAUCGAGGAGGACGUGGAAGUACCCGAGGAUGAGGAGUUCUCAUCGCAGCCAGCAGGAGAGCCGCGGACGCGCAUUGAGAAACGAAAACGCCGACACCUGCAGUUGAUUCCUAUCGAUCAUGGCCUGUCUCUGCCAGAUAGACUCGACAUCGCAGCGUCCGAUCUCACCUGGAUGAGCUUCCCGCAGGCCAAGGAGCCCUUUUCCGAAGAGACACGGCAGAAAAUCAAAGAUUUGAAUCCCGAGCUCGACAGGGAAAAUCUGUCAAAGUAUUGCGGUAUCAAGAAUGAGGCCUUGCGGUGGAUGCAGGUGGCGACUGUUUUGCUCAAAGUCGGCGCAGAAAUGGGACUCACUCUUUACGAAAUUGGCACGAUUCUCUAUCGCGAUGUCGAGGACGAGCCAGGACCAGGUCCGUCACGCAGUCUCGGCCAUCUUCCAGCUGAAACGGCUUCACGCGUAGCUCCUGAGGCGACGAGCACAUCCGCUUCGUCUCCGAGCACCGGCCCAGCAUCCGACCCGUGCGUGUUGGAACAUCUGUCACUGCAUGCACUGGAAUCAGCGGUCCGUUGGUGGGGGAAGCAGCGACGUCUGCCAGAGCACUUGGGCGGUAUACCUGCAGCUCGCUUGUCAUUUGCAUCCAAAAACCCCCUUGCUUCAACCUCCGGGCGAAGGCCAUCAGAGCGAGGGGCAGGUGCAAGUGAGAAAAUGGCAGGGCGCGCCGUUGGUCGACCGUCUACGCGGCAGGCGUUGGCUCGCUGCGACAGCAGGGACGACCAAGGUUUGGCGUCUGUAAGUGAGCAUGAAGACGAAGAUGAUGCUGCAGAAGAAGGUCCUGCUGCAAGCAGUAGCAGGCGGGCGUCGACACAGGGAGGCAUGCGCCGGUAUCCGCGAAGAGGUAGCAGCAAGAAACGCAACAGUCAAACAUGGGCCACGCGACAUUCUAGGCGCUCCCCGCGUAGGUCAGUUCUAGUCGGGGACUUCAUAAACAAAAGCACAGCGAAAGUUCGGGGCAGCGUGCAUGGCCAAGCAGUGAAGCUGAACACACCAUACGACGAUCAUGAUAUUUCGUGCAGCACUCAAGAAGCCACGACUCAUGAGCCGACUACUUACCAAAAAAGCACAACACCACCGUCGCCGAUGACAUUCGAGAAUGCGAAUGCAGUCACAACAGUACCGCCCGUCUCUCCCACAGGCUCCGCCGCGAAAGUCUCGACUCCCCUGGAGGCAACUUCCAGUAGAUUGGGCGCCACGAAAUCUUUACAGCAGUGCGUGAAUAGCGCUAAGACGCUAUCUUCGGAAUCGACUACCAUUCCUCCAAUGCUAGAAACCGACGAAACAAGCCGAGAAACGCGCGGGACGACCUCAGCAUGUGGUCGCAAACUGUAUCGCCCACCGGCUGUCCGAAGGCGUGAGAUGCAGGCCGCCUUUGCUGCAAGCAACGGCAAUGCGGAUGGCGAAGAACUCAAAAAUGCAGCAUCAGGAGCCACUGCUGGUGCCGGCGCUCUCGGACAUAAAGAAAAAGGGAAUAUUCAGGGCCGCCUCCUCGGUUCAGGGACGGAAAAGAUGAUGGCACUGCGCCGCGGAGGGGUUGGUGCCUUCAAUAAGAAAAAUACCGGAGGUCCGCUUUUCCCCACGAAGAUGCCUGAAAAUCUGACGGAACUCCAGAGUCAGAUGGUCACUGUUCGUAAAAGCAGACACAGACUGCACAGUUAUUGGGACGAAGAAUUUGCCGCGGCUAAGAGUCCACGGUAUACGCCACUUCCUGCACCUGCGUGCCGGCUUAAUACUAUCGAGAACCUUGACCUUGAGCCAGUGCCAGCGGCCGUGGAAGCAAGCUGCAUGAGCAUCCUCAACGACUCGCCCCAGCCACAAUCGCCCGCUAGCUCUGGGGGUGGCGCUUCUCCUACUGGCUCCAAUCUUACGCUUACCGGCCCGCUGGAGUUCGCUCUCACGGUAAGUGCUUUUUUGUAUCAGGACGUGAGAGAUGACUACUAGGUUUAGGGAGAUGGAAUUAGAAAAGAACAAUUUCUUGCCACGAGACAGUAUGAGCUUGAGAAUGAUGCUGAAGAAUAUUAAUAUUUGACUCAAUAUCAACACGAAACUAAAUGCCAUGUCAUCCUCUGUUAGUUUCUACUUACUUUUUUCUUCCGUUAUUUUAUGCUGUUCGUAUUGGAGGUUAUCGUUAUGGGUGUGUUAAAAGCAAAGAUUGUUAGAGUUAGAAGCACAGGUAGAAGUAGAAGCUAGAGCUGUAGUUGUUAUAAAUUUUCGUAUGUUGACAUAACAGGGCCUCGAUGACGAAACGGAACUCGAGCUGACGUUGGGCAGUGCACCGAGUCGCAGCAUCAGUGAUAUAAAGACGGAGGAGAAGAAUACGCCGAAGGACAUAGAGGCUGCAACUGGAGUAGCAGCAUCGGCAGCAGAUGUUACGACGAAAGUCGAGACGACGUCGUCGUCGACGAUCGCGACAGCGAUUGGCCCUUGUCUGCUAAAAACAGCGCUCGUAGCUGACGGCGAUGCGUUCGACAUGAAUUUUCUGAUCUCUCCCACAUCAAGUCCGCACAAUUACAGUUUGUUCGACAAUCAAUGUGAUCGCACGUGCGUCAAUCCGUUCGAUCUUUUCCUCGACAAACCAAGUUCGGGGGAAAACAAAGACGCUCCUUCUGCAUCUGUGAGACCCCGUAGCAAUAGUGCCUCCCAGAGUCCUGUUGGAAUGCGCGGUCGGGCUUCUCUCUUGCGGUGCCGCUUUGAUUCAGUGUCGCUGGACCAGCCUGGGGAACGGCGAAAGUCACGCCGGCUGGAGCCCACCGAGGACGACCCUUCCCGACAGCAGAGAAUGGUCGAUUUAAGCGGUGCUUUCGACCAGGUUCACGCGGAAGAGAAUACGGUCUUUCUUCCGUGUGUACCUCACACCAGUCCUACGCUUGUGGCGCUUACUAGCUCCUCUGCAGCGGAUGUUUGCGAAAGCAGCGGAGCUGGCUUGUUACGACAAGGUGGAGCGAUACACAUGAUGCUUGAGAAGAAUAAUUGUCGUCACGACAGCCUUGUCGAAGCUGGCAGCUUUGAUGAGGAGAGUAGAAGUGCAUCGACGGAAAACCCGAACGUGAGCAGCUGCCAUUCUGAGCACGGCGAGCCUCUUUGUGCAGGCCGUCAAGUUGAGGAGCGUGCUCGAGUCACAAACAUUGAGGAGUUGGCUCGAGCAAGUGUGACAAUGAUGUCAAUGUGCAAUUUUAGUGGAUAUUCCUCGUGCUCUUCGGGCGAGGUGGAUGAGUCUACGGCUUCGCAAACUCAAAAAAGUGUGGACGAAAAGAGCACGAAGGCUGUGCCGCGUAGUCUGAGACGCAAGUCCUCGAGUCGCCGCAUGAGCUGCCGCCGAACUACUGUUUCCUCCCCGAAGAGUGGCGCUGCGCAGAACUCGCAAACAACGACGCCGAGCAGUGUGGGCACCCUUCCGUGGUCAACCGUAUUUUCAUCUCGAGGCGCAUCGUCGCUGGUGUCAGCUUCGAGCUCCUGCAACGGCAGCCACGCAGAUGCACAUGUUAGAGGAGCAGGCUCAGCAAUGUCUACGUCACCGAAGAUGAAUGCCGCUCGUCCUUUGCUUCGAACAUUAACGCAGGACAGCACAAAAGACACGGAAGCUGCAGCACUGCAUGACCCGCUUAAUCGUGGAGAGCUCGACAAUCGCCCAGGUGCGGCUGCUGGGCCUGCCCUAAACGUACAAAAGCAAAGUAUGACUGUAUUGCCGUCUUCAUCGCCCCCGAAGCGGAAGAGCCGGAGCGAUGCUGGAGAGCACGCCGGAGCAUUGUGCAAGCGGUUUUCGAUUUGCGAGACCCCUCCUCCAGGUCCCGUCACACCGACCGUGGGCAAUGUUUCAUCAGAACAACAGUCCUAUCAGGGUCUUGCAGCCGUGUCUCCCGAUGCCGCCAGUAGCUUUCAGCGAUCCCUCAGCUUCGUUCCGAAAGCUCCUUCGUGCCCGCAACUCUUUAGUGCCCGCAAAGAGAACUCAACCCUUGACGUAGAGCUAAAGACAACGGACGGAACCUCGCUGAACGACAAACUUGAACAACAAGGCUUGGAUUUUCCAGGAGGUGCCACGUCCAUUUUACGCAUUUUGAUUUUUCCCGGCAAUAAUGAGAUAGUCAAGGGUCGACUUUUGUUUACUUGCAACUACUUUUUGGUUUCUCUGUAAUGCCACCGACACCGAGGUUUCUUUCUGAUAAAAGUUAUGAUAUCAUGAUGAAGCAGGUACAGCACGUUUGUUUUUCAGUAUGCAGCAGGUAACAGAAGAGUAGUCUCCUUCCACUCAUACACUUUUAUACUUAGUAUCAUUUGAUGAAUCUGAAUCAUGUUCACUUUCACGAUGAAACCAGGUGACGCCGUAGCCACAGCGCGCGCCAGUUUUGUGCCCAUCGUCGGUGCCGAGGCCGAAGAAAAGAGGUUAGCGCCUACCUCAUCGCUCUGUGUUAACAUGGAACGUUUUCCAUCGGACAUGGAACGCUUCCCGUCGAUCAGCGACUCCGGGGAUUGCGAUUUUGGUUCCCGGAACAUCGAUGGUUCACUCGUGCUCAGAGCCGCAGACAGCAGCACUGUGGAUAUGACUAAGAUGGAGCUUGUGCUUGAGGAAUGUGCGGAUAUGGCGCGAAAUGUUGGUGGAAAUGGUCGCAUUUGUUCUGUUGAGACGGGUUUGCUAUUUGGCGCAGGAGCGAAGCCGAGUACGAGCUUUGUUCAGGCUGGUACCGCGACUGGCCUUUUUACGCCACGAGGUGUGACGCCGAAUGAGCCAGUUGCUCCCAAUGGACCCAGCCUGCUCCCGCUUCGGCAAGAAACAGCCCCCCGCAAGAGCUCCCGCAAUUCGUCGAGUAAAACUAGCGGUAGCUCUGCCAUGAUCGGGCGCCCUCCAUCUUCCAAGAGAGGAAGCGCACGCCAGCGCGUGCAGCGCAAGUCGUCGUUUCUCGGCGCAUCCAUUUCUGAGGAUGAGAUGAUCUGCUUGCCGUCGCCCAAUAAGCAAGUUAUCAAUAGGCGCAAGUUGAGCAUCAACCACGACGUCGCGCAUGGAUGCAUCAAGAUCAGCAGUACGCAGAAGGGUAGCAGGGACGACAUCAUAGAGUGGGACUCCGGUCUGGAGGUCGCUUUUCUCCACUACGUCGGGGAAGCGGUCCGAACGCACAUACUGCUUUGUCGCGCGAGGGCGAAGCGCAGGGGGCUGCCGGUUCGCUACAGCCGCGAACCCCAUCUAGGCUCCGCCCACCAGGACCCGCCCUCAAUCGCUCUGACAUCGCCAGUAGGAGCCAUGGGAUCGCUUCCGCUAGCGAGUGCCGGUACUAGCGAUGGCGCGACGACCACACAGGUCCUCUUGCCGACCGAGUCGUGUGAAAAAAAGUCACAAGAAAAGGUGCCAGUGCAAAAAUAUAAUGAUCAAUCCGGAAAUAGUGCAGGAGGAGAGGCUGGGCCUGGCAAUACAGACCCGAAACUCUCCGAAAAAGCGGACCUGAGUACUAUUUCUAAAGGUAAUACUACAACGGACGAACAAGACAACCAAAUGAUCAAGGAUCUCAAGCUCAAGGUUGAGAGCAGCCACAAAAGUAACGGUAACGCAAUUUACACGGUCUGCGUAUUCGACACGGAUGCUCCUGCGAUUGACGGCCCUCAUGAGAAAACAGAGUUCCGAAUCGAUCAUCAAACGCUGAAAGGCCGUGAAUCCGAUUGUAUGUCAAAUGCACAGGAUCAGGAGGAGCACAAAAGUGCGAUGCAAUACCGUAAACGAUCUCCGUUGAAGAGGCGCUCUGCUGUGUUAGACGGAACUGAAGACGCUUCACUAGAGAUGUGUCCGCCGAGACCGCGUCAAGUUUUGAAAUUGAAUUUUUUGCACGGAGAGGAAAGUCGACCUCAACAAGUGUCUGACGAUCAGCAAAAAAUACAACAGCAAGUCCAGGGACUCGAUGGUGAAGCAACAAAAGGAUCAGUAGAGGGUCCAUUAUCGGUCAAGACAAAUGCUGCCGCCAGGAAUUUGAGUUACCGACCCGCAAAUGUUGGGGAAGGAAUACAUCGUCUGAAAAGAGACGUGCUGAGGGAAAUGACCGAGCAUUUCGAUGAUGAGGACCAAGAAGACGACGGGUCAUCGCCAACAAAAUGCGCAAAACGGCGCCAACGCAGUCCUGUUCCUUUCCUUUUCUCUUCACCCGCUGUGCUCAGCGCCGGAUUACUAGUUCAGCAACAUCAUUCACGGUUGGACGUAGACUCUGGACCAAAAAAUGACUACACCUGUUCCUGGACAUCAACGUCCAAUCAAUUCUGUGCUACUGACUUCAACACAAGCUCGGCGAUGCUUCAACACCUUCACAAGCCUAUGCUGUGUGCGCCUUCUGCUGCGAGCAAAUCCACUGCGUCUACUGCCAGCGUGAUCUCGACCAACGGCACAGCGACUACGAAUAGUACGGGCUCGUCUCUGUCUCUUUCGUGGCCAACUAGUCCUAUGCUGGGUGGAAGUGGUACAACGACGUUGAACACCUCAGACUCGGAGCCUCGAGAAGUAAAGGAUGACCAAGAAGUAGAAAAUACUAUCAAUCACACCAAAGCUAGUGCCAGCGCUAUGAUACCCCAGGAGACCACGAUCAGAAAUCGUGAAGAGCACAUUUUUGGAGGCAGGGUGCAACUAGUUCAUCACAAUGACCAGCAAGAGCAUCAAGGAACACAUCUUUUGAAGACUUUAUUACCCAACUUCAACUAUUCCUUCGAUGUUGCUGGUGCGUCGACAGAAGGAGAAACUCACGACCAAUCGACAUUAACUUCGUCAACUCAUAUUGCUGGAGCCGAGCAUGAGGGAGCAGUUAGUACUUUUACCACCAUCGUUAAGGCUUAAACUUAAUUAUUUUCAAAAGUCUGCCCUGUCCCUGAAUGCGAAUCUGAGGAAAUGAAUGAUCUAUUGUAGUUUCAUUCAAAUAUUCAUCAUUAAGCGAUAGCAAAAGAAAAAUACAAUCAAGGUAACAGUAAGUACAUAGAAAUAGGUAUAAACUGCAAGUCUGUGUCUAACAUGCCUGCUGCUGGUGAGCCUGCGUCGCCGGGCUUGAUAACGCUCCCUAAGCGCGCGAACUCGAUGCAACCGCGUCUAGGCGUGACUACGUGGAACUGGAGUCCCAUGCAGCCUGACUCUCCGUCGAUGAGUAGCGAAGGCGAACAGCUGCAUGGUGAGGAUGAAGAGGAAGAACAGGAUGAGGAGAAUAUAGUCCUCCAUCAAGAAGAAGAUCAGCGGGAAGAUGAGCUUGAGCAUUAUAGUCAUAAGUGUACGUCGCAACAACGUGGUUUAUUCUCGGACGUUCAACGACCAGCAGGGCAUGUUGUGAACCACGUCUCAUGGAAGGAUGAUUCGAAAACCGCGUAUGGAGGAGGGUCAGCUCGUCGCAUGGAAAGAGAUCUCGAGAUUUCGACAAGUUCGGUAAAUAGUACUCCAGGAACGCGCACAACAGCUCGAACAACUCCGCUUUCUGGUGGUUUCCUUGGUGGCGACGUUUUUAUCCCUCCGAUCCGGUGCGAGCAAAAUGACAAUUCUUCAUCUCCUCUUGUUCUUGUUAUGAAGAAAACUUCUGUACCAUAAUUUACUCAGAAUAGAUGUUGACAUCACGCCGCCCUAUACCUAAAAUCUAUAGUCAACAUCUAGGGAUCGGGAUCCACAUGGCGCAUGUCACAAUAAAGUAGUUCUAGUUUCUUCGCUGUUUUUAAGAAGCACCUUCAUGCAAUUGAUUCGAAGAUCAAAAAAGCCUCUAAUGCGAGAAGCGGGAAAGACGAAGAUGUAGUUGUAGCUCACGCAAGGAAAGAAGGAGAAUCUCUUGGUUCCGGACGUGUCGGAGAUGCUGCAGAAGAGGACACGACACGACCAGAGCCCUAUGACCAUGAACGUGCUCCGCCGGAUUUGUCGUUCUAUAAUUAUGGGUGUAGGGAAUUCAUCUCCCAAGUCAUCUGGAAGAAGAAAACAAGAAGAAAAAGCGAGCCAGAUGAUUCCUGAGAUGAAUUUCGCAUCGCUCUAAUAUAAUGAGUUCGACCCGAUAUAUCAGCUCCACACGAUUCCUUCGCAUGACGACAUCUAACAGCUUUUGAGUAGAGGUAGAGUCGGGCUUACAGCGGGCUUUGGCGAGGAAGCAGUUUAUAUUAGUGAAGGGCAAAUAAUAAUAACGUGGACGCAACAGAAAUGAUUUUUUCAAAUCAACAGAGUACGAGCAGCAGGAGUACUUUGAACGUGAAUAAGUAUUUCAGACCAUUGAUUCUAUGGAAACGACGCAUGGAAAUCGGUGUAAAAAUGUUAAUUUUUUCUAUUGGAGCUGGCAAAAGAAGUACUUCAAGAUAGAAUGUGUUCAUUGACGAGAAAGACGUGAAAUAUGAUACUUAACUAGAGCGACAGGAAAGUAGAAGUCACAGACACCUCAUGCGUUUCCAGAGAGAACAGUAAUACUCGCUAGCGUCUAGCAGUGCCACCUUUUUUUGUUGUUUGAUCAAAUUUAACCAUGGAAGAUGUAUAUCACGGAGCAGAAGAAAACACCUAUACCUAUACUACAUAGUACAUUCCUACUCAUUUUCAUUUUUUCGUCAACAAACAAUAAUCAAGAGCUGAUAAAUAGAUAAGAUGGAGAUCAUUUGCAUCAGGAUGACCGGAGAGGAAGAGUAGCGUAGCUUGUAAUAAUGUCGAUCACAAUUGGCACACUGAAUUCAAUACUAGCAUCAGACUCGUUGUAGUAUUCUACUUGUGUACACAGGUCGUGUCAGUUUAGCGCUCGAAUUACUAGCGUAGUGGUUGUGAUAUGUUGUCUUAACCUUAUUUCCAUUUGUAUGCUGGAGGGUGUAAGUUAUAAAAACAAAUCAAGGGCACACCAUCCACACACACACACCACAACCAUUUUGAUUUUUUACUUCGGACAACAAGAAGUUAGUUACGUCGAGGGGACGAGGGGCAUUGUGGAUGAGCACCUAGACCAUUGUGAUUGUGUGCAUAUGAGGAUCUUGGCCUUGAAACUCAUCAAAAUUUCCGGCCAGCACGCUUAUUUGUGAUAGUGGUUACUGUCUGCGCUCCGGCGUUGUCCAUGCUCGGUUUCUUUAUGAGGUAUCGCGGAUUGGCAGGCAUGCUAGCACUCGCAGCAAGCACCAGAAAGCGGGGAUCUGGUUGGUGGUAUGGGUUCAACUCGGAACAUCAUGCGUCUCCAUUUUUAUCAUUUGCUCACCUUCAUCUUCAACAAAGACAAGGGUGUUGAGAAUAUCUUUCGUGAAUGAUUUCCACAUGCCUUUCCAACUUCGGAGUUAUGUUAAUAUAUUUCAUAUGAUAUAAGAUAAUCAAAUGAAAUUGAAAAAUGUCUCUUAGGAGAUUCGAAAAUGUAAAAACGAAAACGCAUAAUUUAUGAACAAUUUUACUUUUAGUGUAAUAGUAAUACAUCGUGGUAGCAAAAAAAAGAAGAAGAAGAAGAAGAAGAACAAGAAGGGAUCAUAGUGAAGGCUCCUCCACCUCGUCUCAUUAUCAUACUAGAGAACUGACAGUGUUCUACAUCAUCUACUUCAUGUAGCACGACGCGGACGGACCUAUAUCAAAUCCGGCUUUUCCGAUAUUGCUCUUAUUGUCCUCGACCUCAUGGACAUUGAGUGCUGUCGGAUGUUGUCUGAGUUCAGUAUUUCGCUUUGUGCUUAUCUUACCUUUUCGUCAAAAUUUGAAAUACAGAGUUUGCUGUAGUGUUUGAUACUUUCGUCCGUUCAUUCAAACGCCCCCUGUCCCAUAAACACAGACUGAGGUGUCAGAAACAGAUGAAAUCACUGCGCGUACAUCGCCGCCAGUUCGCUGAGUGGUUGCUCUCGCAGACGAUAGUGACUAAGCUUAUGUAUUAAGUUGAGGUAUAUAUAAUUCACUUCGUUACUGCAAGUAAAUGAAUAAGAUGAUCUUCGUGAUCCUAGUAAACCCGCGUGCGCUUAUCAUGCUGUUUAUUUUUUGUUUGGCAAUAGGGAUAGGUGUAGUGCCUAGGUAGUGCUGCUGAUCCCAUAUUCAUCAUUUUUCAUUACACCAUCCAGCGCUCCUAAACCUAAUCACACACAUAGCAGCACACGACAUAGAUUGAUGCUUGUCCAUGACACUUCCAUGGUUUGUGGUAAUAUCCGUGAUAUUAUUUUCUUUGGUUCCUGUUUUGAUGUAUUUCUAUUUUAUAGCAAAAUGUCAGCUCCACCUCGUCAACAACUUGGUAAUGUCAUGCCGUGGUGUCAUAAUACAUUCAAUCUAAUCUUCUUGUAUCAAAAAAAUUUUUGUUGUUUUGUUGGGUCGUUGUAUAUAUUCACCAUAGCUCCUCUAGAAGAGUGAUCUUCUGAGAAAUGCGCUAAGAAUAAGAUAAUUUCUCGCGAUCUUGCCGAUAGCGAUAGGGGAUUGUUGAGAAAGACCUGGUAUUUAUUAGGUUUAAAUGAAAUUAAUGUCAGAAGUAGAUCGAGAAAAAGUGUAAUUGUUGGCCGAAAUCAAGCACAAAAGAUAGAUUCCGUGAAAAAUGUUUCUGUUGGACAAUCAACAUCAUGGAAAAUGAGGACUUUAGCUCGCUCACUCCACUCUGACUCUUCCAUCCCCGUGUUUAUUCAUGUCGUGUACUAUUAUGUUCUCUCCGUCACCUUCUCCAUUUUUCCUGUCUCUCGCCGAUAAUAGAAGAGUAUUGGUGUUAACAGAAUCAGGAAAAGGAAUAGGAAUACUAGGAUAAUUGUAAUUUCAUUCCGUGUUAUAAAAACUAGAUCUAUAAUACUAGGCGAAGCGGGACAAGGUGAAGGUGGGUACUAAAUAGAGUAUACAGAUUUAUAGUUGUUUUUCAUGCUGUGUUUUAUUCUUCGAACGGGGGUGGUCGAAGGGUAAUAUGCAUGGCCCUUGUUUUUUGGUGGUGAGGCACCAGGGCCCCAAGCCUAUAAAGGUUCUCGCCUUUCAGAGAAUGCGUCAACGCCUUCUUGCUACUAUGAGGGUUUUCUUCUACAGUCUGGUCGGUCGUCUACGUUCUACCCUUGUGAUCUCUUUCCUGGUCCUCGUUUUUUUGUGCGGUUGUACAGUGUAUUGGGCUCUCGCUCGUCGAGGUGGCCGUGCAUUGUUCGUGGUCGUUUCUCGCAGAAAAGCGCUAGCAAUGAAGGUGAGUGACUGAAUUAACGACCCUCCAACUACCGGUUGGAGACCAACUUAGCGAGAAACCACCAGCAACUGGCGCGCUUGGAAGAUCCUAAGCCCUGUGGAUCAUAUGUAGUUUGAGUUUGUUGACGAGUGUGAUAAAAAGGAUAGAGGCGCCAUCAUACACCACUGUUCGUCGCUUCUCUUAUCCGGAUGGGUAUCUAUGUAUAAGUAAGAAAAAAUCAUUUCUACAGCAGAUACGAAAUAGGGUAUUAGAAAGCGCUUGUUCUAAUUUUUCCCAGAGAAGUAGCCGAUUGGAUGUGGGAAGUAUUAAGAAUUAGGGUGACAAGAACAAAUGUCAGAAACAAAGAGUAGAUAUUGAUGUUGUCAUUUCUAAAGGAAAAAAAUGAAAAGAAAGCAUGAGUUGUGCGAAAAUAGAACCAAAAAUGUGAAACCAAACAAUCCGAAUCCCCAAGCUCGUUGCGACAUCAAAAAGCAACACCUUUCUAUUUCUUCCUCUACCUAAGAAGUAACAUCAGUCGAAAAGCAACCGACCAAGAAGAGGCUGCGAGCAUCCUCGCUUUCCGCCAUGGAAGUUCUUCAACAUGGAGGAGGAUGUAGAUAGUGUUGCGAGGUAGGCGUCCUGAAGCGGGGAGGACAAACCAUCACUCAUCACGGUUUGAGCAACGUUUUGCUGCUUAGCCGAAAAACCUUAUCAAUACCUGCCAUGGUCACUGCUACCACCAUCUCCAAGCUCCUCAGGAGGAGGCAGCAGGAAUAUGAGAAAAGUCUAAGUAGAGUUGCAAGUGAAAGAUCUUCUCUUGUCCGCAGAAAGAAACACAAUCAAUCAGAAUGAAUUUAUGCAAGAAAUGCAAAUGUGGUAUAUGAAGAUAACCACCAAUCUACUUCUUCAGGA
Messenger RNA from Amoebophrya sp. A25, 15337 nucleotides. The record is from the annotation of a GenBank genome assembly. NCBI's taxonomy places the organism in Eukaryota, Dinophyceae, Syndiniales, Amoebophryaceae.